GUGCGUUGGCUGUGGGAAGGUCGGUGAGCGUGCUUGCGCCUCCAGCUGGGCUCUGGGGGCCACCCAGGUCGUCCGGGCUUUCGACGGGGGGCAGCGGCGGUUAGUGUGGAGAGGGCCCGGGGCCGAGGGCCGAGCCGGGAGUACGGGGGAAACAAGCGCACAUCUCACUGUUGGAAACCGUCUAGCAACACGAUGAGUCUGCAGUGGACUGCAGUCGCCACCUUCCUCUAUGCAGAGGUUUUUGCUGUGCUGCUUCUCUGCAUUCCCUUCAUUUCUCCCAAAAGAUGGCAGAAGAUUUUCAAGUCCCGCCUGGUGGAGUUGGUAGUGACUUAUGGCAACACCUUCUUUGUAGUCCUCAUUGUCAUCCUUGUGCUGCUGGUUAUUGAUGCUGUACGUGAGAUCCGGAAGUAUGACGACGUGACGGAGAAGGUGAACCUGCAGAAUAACCCCGGGGCCGUGGAGCACUUCCACAUGAAGCUUUUCCGUGCCCAGCGGAAUCUCUAUAUUGCCGGCUUUUCUUUGCUGCUGUCCUUCCUGCUGAGACGCCUGGUGACUCUCAUCUCCCAGCAGGCCACGCUGCUGGCAUCCAACGAAGCCUUUAAAAAGCAGGCAGAGAGUGCUAGUGAGGCAGCCAAGAAGUACAUGGAAGAGAAUGACCAGCUGAAGAAGGAAGCUGCUGUUGGCGGGGUCAAGUUGGAUGGUAGGGAUGCCGAGGAGAAGGUGGAAGAAGAGAACAGGAGCCUAAAGGCUGAUCUGAAGAAGCUGAAGGACGAGCUGGACAUCAACAAGCAAAAACUAGAGAAAGCUGAAAACGAGGCUCUGGCCAUGCGGAAGCAGUCUGAGGGCCUGACCAAGGAGUACGACCGCCUGUUGGAGGAGCACGCCAAGUUACAGGCAGCGGUGGACGGCCCCACGGACAAGAAGGAGGAGUGAGGCUGCCCCUCCCUGCCUGCCGCCCGGCCUGUGCCCGCUGCUGCCUGCAGCCCGGCCUCCCGGGUCCUUCGGCCUGCCCCCCACUGCUUCUCGUGCCCUGGCGCAGCUUGCAGUCGCACGCUCUCGCAGCGCGCCAUAGGGGACCCAGUUUCUGCCUGCUUCAUGCUUCCCACUGGGUUGAGCCUUUUUUGUGUUGUGUAUUAUUUGGGGCUCCAGGGCCCCUUGUCUCUGGUCCUGCAGGAGGGUGGAUGGAGCAGGCAGAGUAGCGUUUCUCUUGGGGACAAUAAAAGUUGUUAUUAUGUGAC
Messenger RNA from Zalophus californianus (California sea lion), 1238 nucleotides. RefSeq names its product B cell receptor associated protein 31 (gene BCAP31). NCBI's taxonomy places the organism in Eukaryota, Metazoa, Chordata, Mammalia, Carnivora, Otariidae. Gene Ontology annotation, cellular component: endoplasmic reticulum; endoplasmic reticulum membrane. The record is from RefSeq and is a predicted model, not a curated record. The coding region runs from base 193 to 933 and encodes 246 amino acids. Gene Ontology annotation, biological process: intracellular protein transport; endoplasmic reticulum to Golgi vesicle-mediated transport. The transcript has 8 exons.